This is a messenger RNA of Abrus precatorius (Indian licorice), 2920 nucleotides long. Its product is annotated as probable methyltransferase PMT27. The transcript is spliced from 8 exons. Gene Ontology annotation, cellular component: cytoplasm; endosome; trans-Golgi network. The coding region runs from base 1 to 2550 and encodes 849 amino acids. The record is from RefSeq and is a predicted model, not a curated record. NCBI's taxonomy places the organism in Eukaryota, Viridiplantae, Streptophyta, Magnoliopsida, Fabales, Fabaceae. Gene Ontology annotation, molecular function: methyltransferase activity.
AUGGCACAACCUUCUAAGUCACGAAGCAACAGGAGGUCCUCUUCAUCAACCUCGUACGCAUCAACCUUGACAACAUUAGUCUUCAUCUCACUAUGCGUUUUGGGCUUAUGGAUGUUAACCUCCAACUCCGUAGUCUCUCCCAAAACACGCACAGCCAUAGAUAACGAUUUCUCCUCUUCCACUGAAGACACACCCGAAACCACAACAACAACAACAACAAACAUAGAUGAUUCAACUGAGGCCACAACAACAACAAACACAGAAGAGUCAACUGAAUCCACAACAACAACAACAAACAUAGACGAUUCAAAUGAUCAAACCACCACAAACAACAUAGAAGACUCACCUGAAACCACCACCAAAAGCCAAGACCAAAAGGACACUACCGUCUUUGGAGACAACCCAGGUAAUCUCCCUGAUGAUGCUAUCAAAACUGACAUCGGAAACAAACAAGAGAGUGGAUCGCAAGUAUCAGAGGAAAACACGUUAACACAAAAACAAGAAGUGUCCAUAACAAACGAAGCUACAGUUUCAGACAAUGAUCAGAAAAUCAACGAGUUUGAGAAAGAUGAGCAAAGUACUCAUGUUUCUGAAGAGAGCAACACAGCCCAAGAUGAUAACCCAAAUGCAAAACAAAACGAAGAGUCUCAGAAUGCAAAUGCGGGUGAAAAUCAAGAAGAGGUUCAAAGUUUUGACAAUCGAGGAUCGAGAAACAGGGAUGAUGAACCAAAUGAGCAACCACUAAGGGAAGACAAAAUUAGUGAGGUAACGGAAAAAGACCAAAAGCAAAGGAUCGAAGAUGAGGGUCAAGAAAUGGAGAAGCCAAAAGUAGAGAAAACUAGGAGGAAAUCGAGCAAAGGUUUGAAGAAGGAGUUAAAGAAAUCAUGGUCAACGCAAGCAGAUGAAUCUCGGGGUGAAAAAGAGAGACAGAAGGAUGAAUCUGGUGGUGCUGAGGAAGUGCAGUUGCAUGAAUUGAAGUGGAGUCUCUGCAAUGUCACAGCUGGUGCUGAUUUUAUUCCUUGUUUGGAUAAUGAAAAGUAUCUCAAAACUUCGCAUAGAAAACACUACGAACAUAGAGAGAGGCAUUGCCCUGAGGAUGCACCUACUUGCCUCGUGCCACUUCCCCAAGGUUACAAAACACCAAUCCAAUGGCCUAGCAGCAGAGAUAAGAUAUGGUACCACAACAUACCACACACUUUGCUUGCGGAUGUGAAGGGACACCAGAACUGGGUGAAGUUGUCGGGUGAGUUCUUGACAUUCCCUGGAGGUGGCACACAAUUCAUUCAUGGUGCUCUCCACUACAUUGAUUUUCUUCAAAAGGCUGUACCAGAAAUUGCAUGGGGAAAGCACACGAGGGUGAUAUUGGAUGUUGGGUGUGGAGUUGGUAGCUUAGGAGGUUACCUGUUUGAAAGAGAUGUUAUUGCUAUGUCUUUUGCACCUAAAGAUGAGCAUGAAGCACAAGUGCAGUUUGCCCUUGAGAGAGGGAUACCAGCCAUAUCUGCCGUCAUGGGUACUCAAAGGUUGCAAUUCCCCAGCAGCGUCUUUGAUCUUGUUCAUUGUGCACGCUGUCGUGUACCUUGGCAUGAAGAUGGUGGCAUGUUGCUAUUGGAAUUGAAUCGUGUUCUUAGACCAGGGGGUUACUUUGUAUGGUGUGCUACUCCUGUCUACCAAACGAUAGAAGAAGAUGCAGACAUAUGGAAGGAAAUGACCUCAUUAACCAAGUCCAUGUGUUGGGAACUCGUGACCAUACAAAAGGAUGAAUUGAAUCAAGUUGGUGCUGCCUUCUACCGCAAACCUAUUUCCAAUGAAUGCUACGAGGAAAGGGAACAAAACCAACCUCCAAUGUGCAAAGAUGAUGAUGACCCAAAUGCUGCUUGGUAUGUUCCGCUACAGGUAUGCAUGCACAAGUUGCCAGUUGACAAGGCUGAAAGAGGAACCAGAUGGCCUGAACCUUGGCCUCGUAGACUGCAAAAGGCCCCAUAUUGGUUAAACAACUUGCAGGUUGAAAAACAAGUUUCUCAAGAUUUUGCAGCAGAUAAUGAACGCUGGAAUAACGUUGUAGAUGAGCUGAGCAACAGUGGGGUUACUUGGUCAAACGUGAGAAAUGUCAUGGACAUGCGAGCUACCUAUGGAGGAUUUGCAGCAGCUCUGAAGGAUCUUCCUGUUUGGGUAUUCAAUGUGGUUAACAGUGAUUCUCCAGACACACUUCCUAUCAUCUAUGAGCGGGGUCUUAUUGGAAUAUACCAUGAUUGGUGUGAAUCAUUCAGCACCUAUCCAAGAACUUAUGAUCUACUUCACGCGGAUCAUCUUUUCUCUAAUCUAAAAAAUAGGUACCAAUGGAAGUGCAACUUUGUUCCUGUUAUAGCAGAGGUCGAUAGAAUACUCAGACCAGGAGGUAAUAUUAUUGUUCGGGAUGAAUCCAGUGCCAUUGGAGAAGUGGAAAAUUUGCUGAAAUCUCUGCAUUGGGAGAUAACAUCCAAAAACCAAGAAGGGGUGUUAUGCGCCAAGAAAGGCACUUGGAGACCCAACUCUUCCGUAAAUUUGUUCUGAUCAAGGAGACAACAUUGGUGAUUCAAUUUAAGAUUUAUGUUUUAUGACAUGCUGUGCAUUGGCAAUGACAUGGGGUUUGGUUUGUCACUGGCCUUCUAUGCCACAAAUUUUGUACUGAAAACGUCACCCCAUUUUGCUGAGAUAGAUCAUUGACGUACUGCCCCGAAAUGGAGAUGCGUAAUACACGGACCCGAAGACAGAUUUGUAGUUGUCAAUAUAAAAUGUCAUUUCCUUGUCAUCCUGUUCAAUGCCUGCAUUCAGAAGCAGCAGUUUUCUGCAUGCAGGAUCCCCUGCCCCAGAAUUAUGUUCUAUUUCCCUUACAUCACAUCCUCUAUAGGAGUGUCUAGGAAUCCUCAUAAACAAGAUCUAG